AUGGAUUUGAGAAACGAGGGACUGAGAGAAAUUCACGACAUUCUGCGGCCGCCAGCAAACAAGACACCCCUAGCACCGCCGGCGUCAUCGUCAACCACGAGUUCUAACACACCUUUGAAAGCGUCCUCAGAGUUUAUUCCACACAUAUUCUACGCAUUGAACCAGAUCACAAGAGACCCGAAUAACGUUUCCAACCACCUGGAGUCCUCCACUGGGUUUAUAAGACACAGACUGCGUACGUGCAAAGAACUCAUAGCGGAGAACAGCGAGUGCAUGGAACUGCUGAGCAGAACCCCGGAGGAGUGGGAACAAGAACUUGCCUUCAAAGAACAGGAACUCAGGAUAAAGGGUGCUCUUCUCGAGACACUCAGGGAAAGGAUUAAAAGUGCAUCCGUCGAAAAGGACGUGAAACCUAAAUCGGAGGAACCGAAAGAACCGAAGGAUGCCUGA
This is a messenger RNA of Huiozyma naganishii CBS 8797, 450 nucleotides long. It is a transcript of the gene CSE2, whose product is annotated as Cse2p. Gene Ontology annotation, cellular component: mediator complex. Lineage: Eukaryota; Fungi; Ascomycota; Saccharomycetes; Saccharomycetales; Saccharomycetaceae. The record is from RefSeq and is a predicted model, not a curated record. The transcript has a single exon. The coding region runs from base 1 to 450 and encodes 149 amino acids. Gene Ontology annotation, molecular function: transcription coregulator activity. Gene Ontology annotation, biological process: regulation of transcription by RNA polymerase II.